AUGGCAUGGGAUGCUAGUUUUGCCACUGCUGAUGCUGGAGGGUGGCAUGGAGAAGCGUCAUUCAUAACUGAAAAAAAGGAUUCUCGUUCUACUGCGAUUGGAGAACGCCUACCAGUGCCAGUUACAAUUACCGAUCUCAUCGAAAAUCUUGGCGAAUCUUCAGAUCGCUACAAUUUGGGAAGCUUCAGCUUCGCCACUGUCGCAAUUGUCGGAACUGUGAGAAGCAUGACUUUCGACAAUGGGACCAUGACAUAUAUAUUGCAAGACCCUGAAGAUCCGGACAAGGAAUUUCUUGUUGUAAAAUAUAAUAACAGCGAUACUGCGCAAUCAUUCCAUGAAUCAGAUAUUACUGAAGGAUCUAAAAUUCGUGCUAUUGGAAAAUUGAAAAACUUUGAUAACACUAAUACUUUGCUCGCUUUCAACAUUAUGGAAAUUUUGGAUGAAAAGGAUUAUAAAAUCCAUAUUCUUGAAGCUCAAAUGGCUAAACUUUUCUUCACGAAGAACGUCACCGAUAUUAUGAAAUCAGAUCGUUCGCAACAUCUCAGUGGAAUGCUCGCAGGUCCUGGUAAACGAGCUGCUCCCAAUAACGAUACUAAGGGAGGAAAUUUGGCAAAACGAGAAAUGAAAACGGAGAAUGGAGGAAAUGAUCUUUCGGAGCGUAUCAAAACGUGCCUCAGAAAAUAUGGGGAUGUCGAAGCAGGAAUUCAUAUCGAUCAAAUCUCCGUAGAUGUCGGAAGACCAAAUCGCGAUGAGCUUGAGCGAGCUCUUGCUAUGCUUGCUGAAGAUGGUGUAAUUUAUCCAGCCGCCGACGACAACCACUACUCUAUCAUCUGA
Molecule: messenger RNA, 834 nt
Organism: Caenorhabditis bovis
Lineage: Eukaryota; Metazoa; Nematoda; Chromadorea; Rhabditida; Rhabditidae
Source: the annotation of a GenBank genome assembly